Messenger RNA from Baudoinia panamericana UAMH 10762, 1534 nucleotides. RefSeq lists its product as uncharacterized. Lineage: Eukaryota; Fungi; Ascomycota; Dothideomycetes; Mycosphaerellales; Teratosphaeriaceae. The transcript has a single exon. Bases 347 to 1060 code for a protein of 237 amino acids. The record is from RefSeq and is a predicted model, not a curated record.
GGGGCCUCUUUUGAUAGGAUCGAAGUCCCUCUCCUUCCGUCCCAGCGGAACUUAUGCUUUCGAGCUACCAAACUGAAGCUGCGGGAUCGUUUCACGUCAAGACUACCCGCACCUCCUUCAGCUUAUUGAACUUCGAAGCGAACAAGACCUUCCCCGGAGCCGCGAGAUCCUUGUGCGUGCACGGGAAGCGGUAGACCUUGUUUCUGUCUAGCCAAUAGACAUACAGCGUUCACCCACAGUACGCCGGGUGCCUAUAUUGCUCGCCGGGCCGCCGUUUCAGAAGCAUUUCAUCCUGGAGAGCAUAGUAUCCUUCUGACUCGCUCGCGUACCCCUCAACGUUGGCUUGAUGUCGCCACGUUCUUACCUGCGGGAGGGUAACGGGCCGCGAGUCGUCGAUACUGGUAUUGGCCACGAGGAAGGGCGCCGUGACAGCAAAGCCGCUUUACGGGGAGAUGAACGAUCGGACCACCGAUCUAAAAGCGACUCAAGUCGACGAUUGACGAAGAAAGAUACUGCUCAUCGGCGGAAGCAAUCGGCGUCUCAAGUGCCCACGGGUCGUCUGGAGCAGCCUUUCUUCGAGCUCGAUGUCAUCGGUCAGCCGCCUCAGUCCGUGGUUCUCGGCAUGCCGGUAGACACCACAGUCUUAGUCACCCUACGCUUCCCCAAUGCGGACAGACACAUAAGCGCCGCCAGUAUAGACACUUCAGCCUUCUUCGCUGCGACUUCUCUAAUCACAGACAAUCGCAGCGGCGAGCGAGUACCGCUGGAAUCCGGUAUAUUGAGCGGCCAAAAAUUGUUCGACUCGAUCCAUCCGAUCCCAGAAGCUUGCCCGGACCGCUUCGCGAACGAUCAGCCAUGCUCACUGGUCUUGGGCUACUUCUCCUUUACAAGUCUGCUGAUCCGCCAACCGGGCACCUAUCGCAUCCGCAUAUCACUCAUUGAGAUGAGCCAGACCGGAAGGGGUGGAGCGACAAACAUCGUCACCAUUGACAGUGACAACAUCAGAGUCGAGCGAAGGUCGACCGCGAUGACGCGUCGGCAACAGCGUGCUUGCAACUAAUAGUUGGUCCUCAACCUGACCCCCAGUCUGGAAGGCUGCGGGCGGUCAGGCCCGGCGUUUGUGGUGAGCUAUUCGUAAUGCAUCCGGUGGUGUUAUCGCUCGGUAGGUCUGUCGCUGCGAGUGAUGGCAGCAGCGGAUAUAACUUACCUUGAUCGUCGAGGACGCUGCAGCCCACCUGCUUGUGACAUAGCUCACAAGCUGGCGGCUCUGUACAUGGAAGCAUGAGUAAAGUGCUGGGUGCAUACAUUCACGAAGAACAAGUGAACGCACUCUGGCCAUUGGACUCUGGCGAUUCAGCCACCGUCCCAUAGGUCGAUAGCCCAUCUCAGCGUAUAAAAGCUAUCACCUAGCAUCACCAACGUACUGACUUCGCUUUGCCAUUCGGGCGGGGUGUGUAGUUGGCACCUUCACGCAAAUAGAUUCCUGGUUAUUGAGUGUACCCAACUCUAUCCAUCCGCAGAUGGCCUCGGCUGC